AUGACUCCUGUGCCCGAUGCGUUUGUUCCGAUUAUCAAGCUUGAGCUGUGUGGAAUCAGUAUCGAUCUGAUCUUUGCCCGCCUUGUCGUUCCUGCUAUCCCGAUGAACCUGGAUUUGAAGAACAAUGAUUACCUCAGAGGACUGGAUGAACGAGAAGUGCGAUCGCUAAAUGGAACCCGUGUGACAGAUGAAAUACUGGAGCUAGUCCCCCAACAAAAGACAUUCCGCCUUGCAUUGCGUGCAAUCAAACUCUGGGCCCAGCGACGAGCGAUCUACUCCAACAUUGUCGGAUUUCCUGGUGGUGUUGCGUGGGCUAUGCUGGUGGCUCGGGUUUGUCAACUAUACCCGCAAGCAACUGGUUCUGUGAUCGUGGGGAAGUUUUUUAGAAUUAUGAACAAGUGGAAUUGGCCUCAGCCUGUCUUAUUGAAACAGAUUGAGGAUGGACCCCUUCAGAUAAAAGUCUGGAACCCAAAGAUUUACCAUGGUGAUCGAUUCCACCUUAUGCCCAUCAUCACUCCCGCGUACCCCUCCAUGUGCGCCACCCACAACAUCAGUAUGUCUACCAAGGCUGUUAUUCUCAGGGAGCUACAGCGAGGUGGUGACAUGGUAGACAAGAUCUUCAUGAAGCAGCUCUCAUGGCAGGAUCUAUUUGCGCGCCACACAUUCUUCACCCACGACUAUAAGUACUACCUCAGCAUCACCGCUUCAAGCAAGACCAAGGAGGCCGAGUCGGUGUGGUCAGGCCUUGUCGAGUCGAAGCUGCGUCACCUCGUUGGCGCUUUAGAUCGAAAGCCAAUCGUUGCGGUCGCCCACCCAUUCCCCAAAGGAUUUGAAAGAAUUCACCUCAUCAAGAACGAGCAAGAAAUGGAAGCAGUCAAGAAUGGAUCUACACAACAUCAGGCUAAAGGCACAAAGACCGCGAUGACCGAUGAGACUAAGGAUGCUGCUCACCAAGCCGCAGUCCAGAACACUCUCGAAAAUGCAGAGGUCCCAGGGCCGGUUGAGGGCAAGGUUGAGGGCAUAGUCGAUAACGAUGGCCAGACUGUUUACACGACAACUUAUUACAUCGGCCUGGAGCUGAAACCUCUGGAGCCAGGCCAAUCUCGAUCUCUGGAUAUAUCAACCGACUCGCAGAUCUUCAAGUCGACUUGCACCUCAUGGCCAGGAUACCAGGAAGAAGUCAUGGAAUUGGCCGUCACCCAUGUUCGCAGCUUUGAUUUGCCCGACGAUGUCUUCCAGCCCGGAGAGACCCGGGCCUCUCGGCCAAAGAAGAAAGUUACCAAACGGUCAGAGACGGCCGGCCAGAAACGCAGCAUUGGCGAGUUGGACAGUCCAACCGAAGGAGCCGCGAAACGCCAAGUUACCUCCGCAACUCCCGCCUGAGCGAGUCCCUC
This is a messenger RNA of Penicillium verrucosum, 1394 nucleotides long. RefSeq names its product polynucleotide adenylyltransferase. Lineage: Eukaryota; Fungi; Ascomycota; Eurotiomycetes; Eurotiales; Aspergillaceae. Gene Ontology annotation, cellular component: nucleus. Bases 1 to 1383 code for a protein of 460 amino acids. The record is from RefSeq and is a predicted model, not a curated record. Gene Ontology annotation, molecular function: RNA binding; poly(A) RNA polymerase activity. The transcript is spliced from 6 exons.